Messenger RNA from Ascochyta rabiei, 1062 nucleotides. Its product is annotated as Endo-1,4-beta-xylanase. Gene Ontology annotation, biological process: carbohydrate metabolic process. The coding region runs from base 1 to 1062 and encodes 353 amino acids. The record is from RefSeq and is a predicted model, not a curated record. Gene Ontology annotation, molecular function: hydrolase activity, hydrolyzing O-glycosyl compounds. NCBI's taxonomy places the organism in Eukaryota, Fungi, Ascomycota, Dothideomycetes, Pleosporales, Didymellaceae. The transcript is spliced from 2 exons.
AUGCAUUUCUCGAGCAUUGUCGCAUCUCUGGCGUUGGCCGGUUCGGUCUUGGCCGCUCCGAGCACCUCGAAGCCCAAGGAAACCAGUCUCUACAAGGCCUUCCGUGACCGUGGACGCAACUUCAUCGGCACAGCGUUGACAAUCCGCGAUGAGCCCGCCGAGCCCAAGAUCAUCGACCAGGACUUCAACUCAGUCACGCCGGAAAACGCCAUGAAAUGGGAGUCGACCGAGCCAUCUCGUAACAACUUCACCUUCGCCGGCGGCGACCAAGUCGUCGCUUUUGCCAAGAAAUACGACCAGCAAAUCCACUGCCACACGCUCGUCUGGCACAGCCAGCUCCCGACCUGGGUUUCGGGCGGCGGUUUCGACAAUAAAACGCUAAUCUCCAUCAUGGAGAACCACAUCAAGACCGUUGCCGGCCGGUGGAAGGAGUCCUGCACCCGCUGGGACGUAGUCAACGAAGCGCUGAACGAAGAUGGCACGUACCGCAAGAGCGUCUUCCUUGACACCAUCGGCGAAGCCUACAUCCCCAUUGCCUUUCGGCUAGCAGCCAAGUACGCAAAGGGCUCCAAGCUCUUCUACAACGACUAUAACCUGGAGUACAACGGAGCCAAGACCGCAGGCGCAGCCCGCAUCGUGCGCCUCGUGCAGUCCUACGGCGUGAAGAUUGACGGCGUCGGCUACCAAGCUCACCUCGCAAGCGAAGCCACACCGACCGCGCCCGGUGCGGUGCCGGACCAGGGCACGCUCGAAGCCGCGCUGAAAGCCACGUCCUCACUCGGAGUCGACGUCGCGUACACCGAGAUCGACGUGCGCAUGAACACGCCCGCGACCUCUGAGAAGCUCAAAGUCCAGGCCCAGGCGUACGAGCGCAUCGCACGCUCCUGUAUCGCCGUGAAGCGUUGUGUCGGUAUGACGAUUUGGGGAAUCUCGGACAAGUACUCGUGGAUCCCGGGCGUUUUCAAGACUGAGGGCGCCGCGCUCGUGUGGGAUGAACAGUACAACAAGAAGCCAGCGUACGAGGGUUUCCUGAAAGGUAUCAGGGAGGGGAGGAAGGGGUGA